This is a messenger RNA of Phyllopteryx taeniolatus (common seadragon), 2065 nucleotides long. It is a transcript of the gene dus2, whose product is annotated as dihydrouridine synthase 2. The record is from RefSeq and is a predicted model, not a curated record. Gene Ontology annotation, cellular component: cytoplasm. Gene Ontology annotation, molecular function: tRNA dihydrouridine synthase activity; flavin adenine dinucleotide binding; tRNA binding. The transcript has 15 exons. The coding region runs from base 169 to 1662 and encodes 497 amino acids. Gene Ontology annotation, biological process: tRNA dihydrouridine synthesis. Lineage: Eukaryota; Metazoa; Chordata; Actinopteri; Syngnathiformes; Syngnathidae.
UCUUGGAAGGCGUGAGUGACUCAUCGGUUUUUUUUCGUUUUUUUUUUUUGUUUCGUCUCGGUGCGGCGCGGACCAGGCGUGAUGACGUCACCAAAAGAGUCAGGAAGUACAGCAGCACGCGACAUUUUUGGCUAAUUUGACAUUUUACAUGUGGGGACUUAACCGGACAUGGCUGGCAGGCUGAGCUUCGCAAACAUCACCGCCUUGGCCCCCAUGGUGCGGGUGGGCACGCUGCCCAUGCGCUUGCUGGCGCUGGACUAUGGAGCUGACGUGGUCUACUGCGAGGAGCUGAUUGACAUCAAGAUGGCUCAGUGCCGCAGGGUGGAGAACGAGGUUCUGCAGACGGUGGAUUUUGUGGCUCCGGAUGAUCGCGUGAUGUUCAGGACGUGCGAGAAGGAGAAGCAGCGGGUCGUCUUCCAGAUGGUGAGACAAGAAGUCGCUCGCGCGCACGCGUUCCUCUUGACGUCACGCGUGUUGGUCGUGUUGCAGGGCACCGCUGACCCGGACCGAGCCCUCGCUGUGGCCCGACUGGUGGAAAAGGACGUGGCGGCCAUCGACGUGAACAUGGGCUGUCCCAAAGAAUAUUCCACCAAGGGCGGCAUGGGCGCGGCUCUCCUGUCCGAUCCCGACAAGAUCGAGGCCAUCCUCAGGAAGCUGGUGAGCGGAGUUUCUGUGCCCGUCACCUGUAAGAUCAGGAUACUGCCCUCGCUGGAGGACACGCUGACUCUGGCGCGGAGGAUCGAGAAGACGGGCGUGGCCGCCGUCGCCGUCCACGGCAGGUUCAAGGACGAGCGUCCCAGGCAUCCGGUCCACUGCGACUACAUCGGCGCCGUCGCUCGGGCCGUGGCCGUCCCAGUCAUCGCCAACGGGGGCUCCCUGGACCUGGUCAAGACCCACGGCGACAUCCAGGCCUUCAGGGCGGCCGCGGGCGCCUCGUCCGUCAUGUUGGCGCGAGCCGCCAUGUGGAACCCGUCCGUGUUUCGCAGCGCGGGCCCGCUUCCUCUCCACGACGUCAUGAUCCAGUACCUCAAAUAUGCGCUGCGCUACGACAAUCACGCCUUCAACAGUAAGUACUGCUUGUGUCAGAUGCUGCGAGACAAAGUGGAGUCGGCGCUGGGCAAACGCGUGCAGGCCGCACAGAACAACCAAGAACUCAGCGAGGCGUUUGAUCUGGUCGCCGUGUUCGAGGAGACUCAGGCGGCGCUGGAGGCUCGCCGCGACGCCCUGCAGAGUCCCGAGCGGCGGCGGGACCACGUCAUCGCCGUGGACGGAGAUGUCACCACCAUGGCCCUCAAGUUUCAACGACGCGAAUAUCCCCCUCAGCUCACGCCCAAGAUGUUUCUGCUGGAGUGGAGCCGGCGACAAAAGUUGGAGCAGCCCACCUACCAAACUGUGCAACGUGCGCAGGAUCGAGGCUUCCAGUCAACCGUGACGGUGGAAAACAGGAAGUACAGAUCCUCGCUCUGGGAGAAGUCAAAGAAGUUUGCCGAGCAGGCGUCCGCCGUGGUUUGUCUGCGCGCUCGCGGAAUUCCGGAGAGUCGCGUCGGCCAGGAAAACGGCGGACGGCCGCAUAAAAGGAAGACGGAGGACGGCCGCGACGUCGGCCAAGAAAAGAGGAAGAAACAAGCGGGCGACGGCGAGCGGGAGACUGGCGGCUCGUGAGGACAAAACCUUUUGACUUUUAUUUUUCUUCCGACGUUUGGAAUCCCGAGGACGACACGAACACGACUCGCGGAUAUCUCCGCUAGCUUUUGAUUUUGUUGGAACGUUAUGUUGAGCUUUAGCCCGCGAGCGAGCUGCGCCUGCGGCCGACUUGGGGGCAGCAUCAUUUAGUUCGGGACAAACUUGAGCGUUGAACGAGCAGAAAUUUACUGUAACGAUGAUCAAAACGAGAGGAAUUUAUCUGAACAGUUCACUUAGAUUUUUAUGUCCAAAUCAUGUACAAACAUUUAGCUGCAUGUUGUUCAAUUUUCUUGAAAUCUUCGGAUUGUUUUAUUUGUCUUCUACUUUUUCUCUUGAUAAUAUGAUUAAACGGACAACUGUUGCGUUCAAGCCAAAAAGUUAA